AAAUGACGUCGGCGCAGGAGAAGAUGGCGUCCGCAAAGCCUGCUGUGGAGCGCUGAUACAUCCAGAGAUCCAUGGUGGAGGAGGAGGACCUGCUGCCGUUACACCGGUUCAUGUAGAGCCGAGCAGAGAGGGGGGUUCGGUUCUCUAUCGUCUCGGGCAGAUGGACGACACCAUGGCAGUGCUCCGCUGCUGUCCGCUUUCUUGAAUCCCGGGAAUCGAACCCGCUACUUCAUGUCCGAAGGAGGCAGAGGAGCCUGGUCGCAGAGGAGCUGCCGAGAACCAGGGAAACACAAACACAGGAAAUGCGAGCGGCCCCUUAGCACUCAGCCGUCAAAGCCUGUGAUUGUUCGCCCGGGCUCCAAAAGGUGUGUUAUGUCGGGGGCAGAUGUGGAGGUGUACCUGUCCCAGGUGCACGAUGGGAGUGUGUCGUCGGGCUUCCGGGCGCUGUACGAGGAGCGUCUGCUGCUGGAUGUCACGCUGUUGAUAGAGGAGCACCACUUCCAGGCCCACAAGGCGCUUCUGGCCACCCAGAGCGAUUACUUCCGGGUCAUGUUCACAGCAGACAUGAGGGAGAGGGACCAGGACAAGAUCCACAUGAAGGGGCUGACAGCCGCUGGGUUCGGCCACAUCCUCCGAUUCAUGUACUACGGCUCCCUGGAGCUCAGCAUGCCCACCGUCCAAGAGAUCCUACAGGCGGCCAUGUACGUCCAGCUGACGGAGGCGGUGGAGUUCUGCUGCUCCUUCCUGCUGGCCAAGAUCUGUCUGGAGAACUGUGCCGAGGUCAUGCGCCUCCUGGAGGACUUCAGCGUGGGCGUGGAGGGCGUCCAGGAGCAGCUCGACAACUUCCUACUCGAGAACUUUGUCCCCCUCAUGAGCCGACCCGACUUCCUGUCCUACCUCAGCCUCGAGAGACUGCAGGCGUACCUGAACAGCGACGCUCUGAGUCGCUUCCCAGAAAUCGAGUUGUAUGAAGCUGUCCAGUCGUGGCUGCGACACGACCGGCGGCGCUGGAGGCACACCGACACCAUUGUGCAGUCCAUCCGCUUCUGCCUCAUGACUCCCGCCAACAUCUUUGAGAAGGUGAAGACGUCAGAGUUCUACCGUUACUCCCGACAGCUGCGGCAGGAGGUGGAUCAGGCGCUCAGCUACUUCCAUGAUGUCAACCAGCAGCCUUUGGUGGAGACGCGCUCCAACCGCAUCCGCUCCGUCCGCCCGCAGACCGCCGUCUUCAGGGGAAUGAUCGGUCACAGUAUGGUCAACAGCAAGAUCCUGCUGCUGCAGCGCCCAAAGGUGUGGUGGGAGCUGGAGGGACCUCAGGUGCCGCUGCGACCCGACUGCCUGGCUAUCGUUAACAACUUUGCCUUCCUGUUGGGCGGAGAGGAGCUCGGGCCCGACGGGGAGUUUCACGCCUCCUCCAAAGUCUACCGCUAUGACCCUCGACAGAACUCCUGGCUACGCAUGGCUGACAUGUCUGUUCCCAGGUCAGAGUUUGCUGUGGGCGUCAUCGGCAAGUUCAUUUACGCCGUAGCGGGCCGCACGCGAGACGAGACCUUCUAUUCCACAGAGCGCUAUGACAUCACAGAGGACCGCUGGGAGUUCGUGGACCCGUAUCCUGUAAACAAGUACGGUCACGAGGGGACGGUGCUCAGCGGGAAACUGUACAUCACCGGCGGCAUCACCUCCUCCUCCACCUCCAAACAGGUGUGUGUGUUCGAUCCAGGGCGGGAGGCGGGAGGCGGAGGAGGAGGAGGAGGAGGCGGCGGAGGAGGAGGAGGAGGAGGAGGAGGAGGAGGAGGAGGAGGAGGAGGCGGAGGAGGAGGAGGUGGAGGAGGCAGCUCAGGCGGGUCAGACGCACACAGGACACGCGCCGGCCGAGGCCCGCUGCUGCCCGGCACCCACGCCAGCUGCUGGGAGAACAAAUCCAAAAUGAACUACGCCCGUUGCUUCCACAAGAUGAUCUCUCACAACGGGAAGCUGUACGUGUUCGGAGGCGUGUGCGUGAUCCUGCGGGCUUCCUUCGAGUCGCAGGGCUGCCCGUCCACCGAGGUGUACGACCCGGACACCGACGAGUGGACCAUCCUCGCCUCCAUGCCCAUUGGGCGCAGCGGCCACGGGGUGGCGGUGUUGGACAGGCAGAUCAUGGUGCUGGGCGGUCUGUGUUACAACGGCCACUACAGUGACUCCAUCCUCACCUUCGACCCCGACGAAAACAAGUGGAAGGAGGACGAGUAUCCCAGGAUGCCUUGCAAACUGGACGGUCUGCAGGUGUGCAGUCUGCACUUCCCAGAGUAUGUGCUAGAGCACGUGAGACGCUGCAGCUGAGGUCUGCUCCACAACAAGCCUCCUUUUUAUAGAAAUGGGAAUGCACUGUUCAAGGACCGAAGCGUCCCGCUGGGAGAUCAGGUGUUUACAGGUGGGACACUCGUCUGACGCGCAGGCUUUUAAACCAGAGACCAGCACUCGCCUUCAGGUGAGGAAAAACAUGGCCGGGGCCAUACGUCUGCUGUUCUUAAUGAAGCCAAUCGCAGCGUGGCGUCGUGAUGACGUCACAUGUUAACAGUCAGCUUUCAGAAUUCUCAGAAAAUUAUGGAAAAAUUAUUUGUGGGGAGAAAAAAAAGUUUAAUUCUGCUGGUUUAUGUUUCCUAUUCUACUACUCACCUACUGUAUUUAGGCUGUCCAGUCAGGCUCACUGCAGAAACGCACUGGAAGCGUCACAUUCAUUUACAAAGGGACCUUUUGUUAUUUAUUUCAUUUCACCACAUCCUGUCUGAAUCCGGGUUCUCUGCCUGCACAUGUUGAUCUAUUUAAACCUCCUGUAUAUCAAGUUAUUGAGAAAUAGGUUAGUGAAAGGCUAUUUCAAACAAAAACACCCUAUAAGAUAUAUUUAAAAGCAUACAAUCAGGUAUAUAAACAAAACACUAUAUAUACUGUAGUGUAGCUAAUUCUAUAGCCACAUAUAUGAAGCAGAUCCUGAUGCUAACGCUUCGAUCUGCUACCAGCCGUCACAUUAUCUCACUCACACAUUUGCUUCCAGUGCGUUCCAGCUUUCAGUCCUACUCCUGCUCUUUACUCCCAGAUAUCCAGCAUACUGUGCUCAUGUUCAUAUUACAUCACCGUGUCUCUCCUUCCUCUGAAUACAUGUGUGAGCUGAAUGCAAGAUUGAGAGGAAAAAAACCACCCCACAUGGUACACGAGGGCUCAUUCUUCAUUUGACGUCAUGAUGAUUUAUUUUUUUUUGAGAUAACAUGCAUUAGGAAGGAAAAGUUCUUUCUGUAUCCGUCUAGUCACUGGCAGUGUUUUACUCACUCUCAUCUACAUUCCCUGCACUUUAUUAUUAUUAUUGCUGGUUCUUCUUGUGGCUGUUGGGUGUAAUUGCACAGUUUUUACCAGCACUUCAAAGCAGCUGCAGUAUUACAACCUGCUGUCAUGUUCCAGACAUUCACACACAGCGUCUGAAAUUAACCUUCUGGCUUGAUGAGGAACUGAAAAAUGUACACGCCAUGAAAUAUGCAGCUAGUUAAGAUGUUUAAGAAACAUCGGGCCUCAUGCAGGAACAUCUUCGUAUUCUUAUGAUGAACUGCUCGUACGAUUGUUCCCGGUCUGAUUCACCAACGGAUGCCUGCUCCGCUCCGUUUGUGGGAAGGUUUCAUUCACAAAAAAGAUGUUACCAAAGAGUAAAAAGAAGACUUUCACACUGCGGCGCUUCAAGUCUUGCUUUAGCUGUGUCAGUUUUAGGGACAAGUUCCAUCACGAUACGAUAAUAUUCAAUUCAGAUAUUUGCUGAUAUGACAUGAGAAGUCUGCCACGAUACGAUUCGAUUCAAUUCAGGGGCCUGCGAUCAAUAUGAGAUGGUCUCAUACAGUAUGCCCGUCUAACACGAUCAGAUAUAUUUAUAUCAACUCACAAAAUGCAACUAAAUUAUGUUUUGACAAUUUCAUUACUGGGCUCUUCCAGACAUUUAAAUGAAAAACAAUCUAUUCUUUUUAAUAAAAAGAAUAAAAAUAGACUUCCUGUUGUUCACUACAAAGUUCCACAUUUCUCACGUUUAAGUGCACAUUAAAAUAGUUCAUCGCGAUUAACCGUAUAUUAUUUAUCUGUUCAAAAUGUACCUUAAAGGGCAAUUAGUCAAGUGUUUAAUACUCUUAUCAACAUGGGAGUGGGCAAAUAUGCUGCUUUAUGGAAAUGUAUGUAUAUAUUUAUUAUUGUA
Molecule: messenger RNA, 4207 nt
Organism: Sebastes umbrosus (honeycomb rockfish)
Lineage: Eukaryota; Metazoa; Chordata; Actinopteri; Perciformes; Sebastidae
Gene: klhl15
Product: kelch-like family member 15
Exons: 9
Coding region: 232-2322 (696 amino acids)
Biological process (GO): nuclear protein quality control by the ubiquitin-proteasome system; protein ubiquitination
Cellular component (GO): nucleus; Cul3-RING ubiquitin ligase complex
Molecular function (GO): protein binding
Source: RefSeq, a predicted model, not a curated record